This is a messenger RNA of Ricinus communis (castor bean), 1306 nucleotides long. RefSeq names its product vesicle-associated membrane protein 714. The transcript has 4 exons. Gene Ontology annotation, cellular component: membrane. Gene Ontology annotation, biological process: vesicle-mediated transport. The record is from RefSeq and is a predicted model, not a curated record. The coding region runs from base 201 to 863 and encodes 220 amino acids. NCBI's taxonomy places the organism in Eukaryota, Viridiplantae, Streptophyta, Magnoliopsida, Malpighiales, Euphorbiaceae.
UAAUAGAAUAAUAUCUUAAUAAAGCAUCCAAAUACAAAGAAACUAGUAAACGGCCGUGCGUGGACUCGCCGGUGGCAUCGCAUCGUUGUCCAAGGGCUCCACCGUCCUUCUUAAAUUUAUACAAAACUCUAAUUCUUCGAUGUCGCCACCGAAAUAACCAUCUUUUUAUACAUAUAAAAACACUCCAACUUUAUAUCGAGAUGGCGAUCUUGUAUGCGGUGGUGGCGCGAGGGACAGUGGUGUUGGCGGAGUUCAGCGCCGUCACGGGGAACACAGGGGCAGUAGCUCGGCGGAUCCUCGAGAAGCUUCCAUCCGAGGCAGAUUCUCGGCUAUGCUUCUCUCAAGAUCGAUACAUAUUUCACAUACUUAGCUCUGAUGGCCUCACUUUUCUUUGCAUGGCUAAUGACACCUUUGGCAGGAGAAUUCCAUUUUCAUACUUGGAGGACAUCCACAUGAGGUUUAUGAAAAACUAUGGUAAAGUGGCCCAUUAUGCCCCUGCUUAUGCAAUGAAUGAUGAAUUUUCACGGAUCUUGCAUCAGCAGAUGGAAUUUUUCUCCAGUAACCCUAGUGCUGAUACUCUCAAUCGUGUGAGGGGUGAAGUUGGUGAGAUUCGCACAAUUAUGGUAGAAAACAUUGAGAAAAUACUUGAGAGGGGCGACCGAAUUGAGCUCCUGGUUGACAAAACUGCUACAAUGCAAGAUAGUGCCUUUCACUUCAGGAAGCAGUCUAAGCGCCUCCGAAGAGCGCUUUGGAUGAAAAAUGCCAAGCUCUUGGCCUUGUUGACAUGCGUCAUUGUUCUGUUGCUGUACAUAAUAAUUGCCGCCGCUUGUGGAGGGAUCACUCUACCUUCAUGCAGAUCUUGAUUGGCUUUUGUAUUGGUGCUGAAUUUCUUCUGAGGUAUGCUAUAAUGAAUUGGGUGAUCCAUGUAUCUGAAUUAUGAUAAAGGAGAGCUGCAGUCAAUUAUGAUAUUUUGCGAGUCUCAUGUGCAAUUUGUUCCUCUUCAAGGUGCUGAAAAUAAUAUGAUAGUCAUGCUGUUGUUGCCUAUGGUACUAGUGAUGUAUACUUUUGAGAAGCCUGCUGCAUAUCUCCCUUAUAUGUCAUGGGUCGAGUGUCUAUUCUGUAUAUUACUGGAUGUUUAAUGCUGUGGUGUCUAGAGUUGUUGAACAGUUAGCUUUUGGUUCCUUUUAUGACCUUCUACAAACAAUUAUUUGGUUUAUGGUCCAGUCUGUAAACUAUGAUUCAUUUGUAUCCCCUUUACCUUUAUGAUGUGAUUUUAUAUUGCACAGUGAAGGUGCAAGGCUCAUAA